CAGUUCUGGCUUCAUACGGAGACAAUUUCCUCCCUGGGACCUCUCGAGUACAUCAUCAACACCCCAUCGCAUCAUCGAGUUCAUCACGGAUGCAACCGGUACUGUAUAGACAAGAACUAUGCAGGGGUACUCAUCAUCUGGGAUAGAAUUUUUGGGACAUUUGUACCCGAAGGCGAACAAGUUGCCUAUGGCCUCACCCACGCAGUCAGCACUUUCAAUCCCAUCAAACUCCAAAACAUCUGGAAAUCCCUGUGGGAGAUGAAGACCUGGGGAGACCGACUGAAAGUUCUUUUCUACGGCCCAGGCUGGGAACCCGGACAACCCAGGCUUUACCCUGAGGAUCUAUUGCCUG
Darwinula stevensoni is the source of this 352-nucleotide messenger RNA. The record is from the annotation of a GenBank genome assembly. Lineage: Eukaryota; Metazoa; Arthropoda; Ostracoda; Podocopida; Darwinulidae.